AUGGAGAACAAUCCUCCAGCCGUUGGUAUAAAUGUAACUUCAUCUGUUGAGGAAGAACAGGAAAGUAAGCUCAAGGCAAAAUAUCCAGGUCUCAACAAACAAGGUGUUGGUUCCCUGUUAUUGCAAAAACGAUUGAAUCGUGGGCAUAAAUACUUCGAUUCCGGCGAUUACAAUAUGGCAAGAGCAAAAAUUUUACAACAACAAAAACAUGUACUCCCUCCUCAAACUGAAGAAGCUAUACUUCAUGAAUCAACUGGCGAAACUAUGGCUACUCCAGACAGUGUACCGGCAGUUCGUAAAAAAUCUAUCUUAUCACCGAAUGGUGUCGUUGAGUCUGUUAUAGUCAAUCCUGUUGCUGUUUCCGCUCCAUCCAAAGCUACUGCUGCUGGUGGUGGUGGAGAGACAAAUACUUCAAUUUCAUGA
Schistosoma turkestanicum is the source of this 423-nucleotide messenger RNA. The record is from the annotation of a GenBank genome assembly. Lineage: Eukaryota; Metazoa; Platyhelminthes; Trematoda; Strigeidida; Schistosomatidae.